Molecule: messenger RNA, 1536 nt
Organism: Colletotrichum truncatum
Lineage: Eukaryota; Fungi; Ascomycota; Sordariomycetes; Glomerellales; Glomerellaceae
Product: NDT80/PhoG like DNA-binding family protein
Biological process (GO): meiotic cell cycle; positive regulation of transcription by RNA polymerase II
Cellular component (GO): nuclear chromosome
Molecular function (GO): DNA-binding transcription factor activity; DNA binding
Source: RefSeq, a predicted model, not a curated record
AUGGCCAGACUCGUAAACUUACGUGACAUUAGCACUUCUGCUACGGGCAUGGCACAUAGCCACCGCUCCACAGCAUUACCUCAUCCUAGCACACAGAUCAGCACGAGAGACCAGUAUUCUCCGGCGACGCCCUCUUUUAGGAGGGUCUCGGAGCACCAUCCCAGAUCUCCAUCAUACCCAGCCGCUCUACGACGCCACCCUAUAUCUCCAACCUCAAGUCCAAUUACCAGCUUCACUGCGCCAACUGCUUUGAGAAUGGAUGGCACUGGUCACUAUGCGCCGUCCUCCAGGACACAGACGAGCGUGCCUCCGCUGAGCCCCAUCACAAACCUGGGCAUCCUUCAGUACACGGACGGAGGCGUACCAGUCAAAGUUGACAUACAUGGCAACAUCGACAAGGGUUUCUUCCAGUCCGAAGGUGACUGGACGUGCUACAGGAGAAAUUAUUUUUCAUGCAUCUGCUCCUUCAACCUGAACCCGCACUAUCCCGGCCAGCCGCUGCAGUUCACGCAAAGCGGCUCCACGCAAUCCUACACAAUUAUCGGCUUCGCCAUGUCCAUUUCGGCCGUUGUUGCGGACAACGACUCCCACACGAUCGAAUUGGUACAACACACGCCCAAAAGAGAUAAGGGACCGAUAGCGAAGCCUGAAAAGGUGCGACUACACCCCAAAUACCAUCAGCCAUCACACCCACUUGGGCUCUACUCCCAUGAUAGCGCGCUCGGAGGGCUCCCGAGGCUUGGAUUCGCAGACGGCGGGAGUUUCUCAGGCUCGCAUCAAGGGAACGACUCCUACCAGACGGAACACACGUUCGAGCGCAUCCAGUUCAAACAGGCAACGGCGAACAAUGGAAAGAGGAGGGCUGCCCAGCAAUACUACCAUCUAUUGAUUGAACUGUGGGCUGAUGUAGGCCAAGGUCCCGAUAAUCUUGUUAGAAUCGCCUACCGGAAGUCAGCCAAGAUGAUUGUCCGAGGGCGUUCUCCGGGACACUACCAGAGUGAAAGGCGUGCCAGCACAAGCAGCGGCCCCGGAGGCUCAGGUGGCAGUUUGACCGGCUACCCAAGCAGCACGAUUCUUGGGGCAGACUUCUCUACUGGAGGCGCGAUGAUGGGGGGCGGUUAUGGAGGAGCUUUUGAGGCACGCGGAGGAGCACACUACGGAACAGUGCGCCACCACCCGGAGCUUGAGCCGAUGAUCCCUCCUGAGGAUGCAAAGACCAUGGAAACGACCAAGGAGUACCGCUAUUACCCCGGUGCUAUCUACGAACAGGCUGACGCGGAAGGAGGGGUGGAAAUGUUUGCGAAUCACAGAAGCGGGCAGGACAGCAUGGGAUCGCAUAUGACGUCUAGCUAUGACCCGCUUCAUGAAAGAGUCAAACGUGACCCCGAAGUUGGCAUGCUGCCAAGUAUUUUCCAACAAGGGCCACUCAUGUCGAGCCAACGGUGCGGUCCGUACGAGGGGAAGACGACAUCGACCGGCUAUUACCCAACAACUAUGGUAUCGCAGCCUGGAGUCAACCUUACGAACAUGACCUGA